AUGGGUGUGGUUGCCGUGAUGGAAUUUUACGUGUCAUUCGUACUUUUCUUCAGUCGGGAGGCCGAAAGAUUGACCAUUCAAAGAGCUACGGGCUCGACAAAGAAAGAAGUUCAGCAAAAAGUCGUUAACUUUGCAUACCUACCCUUGGUGAUAUCUGCAGCCUUAUGUACACUUGGGUACUACGGCGUGAAAGAUAGCUCAGUUCUACAGACUGGCUUUUUGUUACCUCUUCGGCCAAUUGCGUUCUUGCUUCUUUUUGUGCUGAUUGUCUCGGAAUUGGCGAUCGAGCCGUUGUACGCAUUGAAUCAAUAUGAACUCAACUUCAAGGUGCGCUCUACCAUUGAAAGUACAGCUGUUUUCGUCAAAUGCCUAGUUACAUUCAUUGGGGUGAGGUUGGUCAAAUACUAUAGCACUAAGAAUAGCAGUGGAUGGGCAGUCCUUUCAUUCGUUGCAGGCCAAUUGGGCUAUGCCUUGGUGAAUGUGGUGGGUUACUUGUACCACUUCAAAUUUCGCAUUCCAAAAGUCACUAAGAUCCAAAAAAAGGAGAACCCCUUCUUCUUUGAUCCGGUCCUCAAAAAGCUCUACUUCACGCUUUCUUUCCAGAUGUUGUUCAAGCUUAUUCUCACCGAGGGCGACAAAAUCAUGAUGGGGUAUCUCUUUGACGUUUCUCAACAAGGAACCUAUGCUGUUAUCACGAACUACGGCUCAAUAAUUGCACGGCUCAUCUUCUUACCGGUAGAGGAGAUGCUCAGGAACCUGUUCACAAGGGUCUUUGCAGCAGAGAAGCCUGAUGCAAGGCCUGCCUAUGCCACCAUGGGAAACCUAUUGACGUUCUACGUCUACUUUAGCAUUAUUCUUGUCCUUGGCGGAUAUUUCAAUGGAAGCUUCCUUCUCAGCUUCUUGCUUGGUCGCAGCGCCGCAUGGAGAGAUUCAGACUUGUUCAGCUUGUUCCCAAGGUACAUCCUCUACCUUCCAUUCAUGGCAUUCAAUGGAAUCUUGGAAGCAUUCCAAACAAGCAUUCUCAGACAAAGUCAGAUAACAAAGUAUUCGUACUUUAUGUUUUUCCUGACCAUCAUUUCAUCUAUUGUCCUGGUGCUCUUGGUACGGGAAAAACAAUUCGGCCUCACCGGGCUCAUUCUCGCUAACAUCACCUCCAUGACACUUCGAAUUGCAUAUUGCCUGAAAUCAUACAUUGGCUUUGCCAAAAAGCAAGGAAUUCACUUGCACGAGAUCAACAUUGUUCGGAGAACCGGUUGGUCCGUAGUAUACUCGAUAUUUGCAUACUUUUUGCAAGUUCAAAUCAUCGGUUCCAAAAGCACCUCAUUCAAGCAUUUCAUCAUCAGCGGAACAAUUUGUUUUUCGUGCCUUGUCGUUUUCGUACUCAGCGAACGGAAAUUAAUUGAGGGUCAGCUUCUUGCAAAGAUGAGACGUAACCGGGGCAUGAAAACCAAAGAGCAUUAA
Candidozyma duobushaemuli is the source of this 1461-nucleotide messenger RNA. RefSeq names its product glycolipid translocation protein. Gene Ontology annotation, cellular component: endoplasmic reticulum membrane. The record is from RefSeq and is a predicted model, not a curated record. The transcript has a single exon. Gene Ontology annotation, biological process: dolichol-linked oligosaccharide biosynthetic process; glycolipid translocation. Bases 1 to 1461 code for a protein of 486 amino acids. Lineage: Eukaryota; Fungi; Ascomycota; Pichiomycetes; Serinales; Metschnikowiaceae.